AUGGUGGUCUUCUUUAACAACCAUCAACACAGCCUCGUACCACAGGUUAUCGAGGUGCUCCAACAGCUAGAAGAUGAUCCACAACGGCUUGCCCUUGAGCGGGACCGCGAGCCUCCACCACCGUACCAAUCGUCGGGGGAGACCACACAGCCUCCAACCCCCGGACCUCCAGUUAUCGACGAGUAUGCGCAGAGAUGUAAGCGGAGAAAAGCUCAUUACAGGUCCCAACCGGGAAUCCAGUUCGACAGCCAGACCUACAGAGAGCACAAGCGGAUUAUAUACCAGCUCGACAGAUGUCGCUCUGGGCGAAAGCAAACACUGCCCUUUGAUCAAAGCAUGGAUCUUCAAGCCAACGCUGAGAACAACGUUCGAAGUCGCUGGAUAGAGCAGGGAAUUUGGUUAGAUGCUUGGGGCCCAGCUUGGCCAGAGGGCAGCGAGCCAAUGACAACCCGUUGGCGUUUCAGUCGGCAUCGGCCUGAUCGCUUUCCUGAACCUGGCGGUCGUUGGGGCCAUGAGAAGAAGCCCGAGGAACAGCCAGAUUCAGCGCCGGAACCACAGGAGGAUCAGCAAUCUAAAUAUCAUGGCUCAGUUUUCCUGUCUGGCGCGUCUAAGCCAGAGCAAUCCAAGGCUGCCGUUGAGGACUCGGCCAGUCCUCCGCAACCCAGAGACUCUGCAGAGGCUUCUCCACGCGAUCCUGAAGCUUCUCGUCCCUAUUACCAGUUUCUGGCCCAAAUAUCUCACGAACGCGAAUGGAUCAAAGAUGAGCUCGAGUACAAGCGCACAAGGACUUUUGAUAUCGAUGCCAUGGCUUACGAGAGCGUCAAGAAAAACUGGAUUGAAGAUGGGGUUUGGGAUUCCGAAUGGGGUGACCUGCCAGGGAUGACGUGGAGACAUGAAUAUCCGAUGGAGAACGAGGCAGAUGAACGCCCUUAUCCCUUUGUUUCCGGCUUUGCCAGCAUCAAGGAUACCCAGCUGGCCCCUGCUCCCGGAUUCUCCGGAUACCCCCGUCUUUUUGGGCCGGGUGCUCUUGAGGGGGCGGAGUCAGGACGAAGAGAAGCGCGAGCAAGAGGCCCUUUUUGUGCCCCAGCGCUUGAGCCAGUCCAUCCCGGUCAGGAUAACGGGGGGGCAAAGGCACUCAAUCACCCACCUGCAGAUGCUAACGAGGCACAAUACCCUGAACAAAUUACAAAUCGACGCCUUCAAGAUGUAGGUUCACCUGAUGAACAGAGGAAUAUUGAGCAAGCCCCUUCCGCUGCAGAUUCCUGUGUGCAGGAUCGAAGUCAGCGGUUCGUAGAAUCCGCCCAGGCGUCUAAUUCAGUGCGGAAUGGUAAGAAAAGAAUCCUCAACCACGACGAGGAUAACGAAUUCUGUGAAGAACGAAAUUCCAAACCGCCACCAUCAAAACGUCCAAGGCGCGGCCGUCGAGGCCAAACUCUCAUAAACCGGGCAGCAUCCGAAGCUAAUGCAAAUUCGGCUGGCGGACCACAAGAUACUAACCCUGUCGCUCGGAAGAGCAUUAGAACGACCAGGAAAACAGGCAGUGCAGGAAACGAAGCAUCACAGAAUAGGGCAGGGAAAGAUGUCAUAGUCAACACAGCUUCCCGCCGCGAUGGUCCAACAGAAAUGGUGGUGGAUUCUCCCGCCCCUCCGGCUUUGGGGAAACCUCCGCUGCGACGCAGCGCUAGGAUCGCUGCAAGAGAAAAACAAUCGAGAGCCGCCAUUGAUAAGCCCGAACCCCCACGUCAAAAAGUCACAAAAGUCAUACAAGCGCCAACAGCUCCCUUGCAGGGGCGACAGUUGAGACCCCGGACGACAAAGGUUGCAGAAGGAAACCACCCAAAUCGACGCGCUGGUAGGGGCACGUCAAAGCCGAAGGGACGGAUGAAUACGAACAGACGCCGUCGACAAUAA
This is a messenger RNA of Uncinocarpus reesii 1704, 1911 nucleotides long. RefSeq lists its product as uncharacterized. The transcript has a single exon. The record is from RefSeq and is a predicted model, not a curated record. NCBI's taxonomy places the organism in Eukaryota, Fungi, Ascomycota, Eurotiomycetes, Onygenales, Onygenaceae. Bases 1 to 1911 code for a protein of 636 amino acids.